Messenger RNA from Ceratotherium simum simum (southern white rhinoceros), 9998 nucleotides. Lineage: Eukaryota; Metazoa; Chordata; Mammalia; Perissodactyla; Rhinocerotidae. The record is from RefSeq and is a predicted model, not a curated record.
GGUGGGGGAGCGCUGGGAUCGGACCUGCUAAGGCCGCGGGGGCUGAGGGACAGAGGCAGAUGUCCUGGCUAACCGUUUCCCCCACCCAGGAUGAGGCUGCGGCUCCUGGUGGCCGCGCUCUACGCCGGGAUCCUGACAGGGGUGCCCCGAGUACCGGCCCAGCAAAGGGAGAGAGUGACCUGCACGCGCCUUUACGCCGCUGACAUCGUGUUUCUACUUGACGGCUCCUCCUCCAUCGGCCGCAGCAACUUCCGAGAAGUGCGCGGUUUCCUUGAGGGGCUGGUGCUGCCCUUUUCUGGGGCAGCCAGUGCGCAGGGUGUGCGCUUUGCUGCUGUGCAGUACAGCGAUGACCCACGGACAGAGUUUGGCCUGGAUGCGCUUGGCUCAGGGGAUGACGUGAUCCAUUCCAUCCGUGAGCUCAGCUACAAGGGGGGCAACACGCGCACAGGGGCUGCAAUUCUCCAUGUGGCUGACCAUGUCUUCCUGCCCCAGGUGGCCCGACCUGGUGUCCCCAAGGUCUGCAUCCUCAUCACAGAUGGGAAGUCCCAGGACCUGGUAGACACAGCUGCCCAGAGGCUGAAGGGGCAGGGAGUCAAGCUGUUUGCUGUGGGGAUCAAGAAUGCCGACCCCGAGGAGCUGAAGCGAGUGGCCUCACAGCCGACCAGCGAUUUCUUCUUCUUCGUCAACGACUUCAGUAUCUUGAGGACGCUCCUGCCUCUCGUUUCCCGGAGAGUGUGCACGACUGCUGGUGGUGUGCCUGUGACUCUGCCCCCUGAUGACUUGACUUCUGGGCCACGAGACCUGGUGCUGUCUGAGCCAGGCAGUCAAUCCUUGCGAGUACAGUGGACGGCAGCCAGUGGCCCUGUGACUGGCUACAAGGUCCAGUACACUCCUCUGACAGGGCUGGGACAGCCCCUGCCAAACGAGCGGCGGGAGGUGAGCGUCCCAGCUGGUGAAACCAGCAUGCAGCUGCAGGGUCUCCGGCCACUGACUGAGUACCAAGUGACUGUGGUUGCCCUCUACGCCAACAGCAUUGGGGAGGCCGUGAGCGGGACAGCUCGGACCACUGCCCUGGAGGGGCCGGAGCUGACCAUCCAGAACACCACAGCCCACAGCCUUCUGGUGGCCUGGCGGAGUGUACCAGGUGCCACUGGUUACCGUGUGACAUGGCGGGUCCUCAGUGGUGGGGCCUCACAGCAGCAGGAGCUGGGCCCUGGGCAGGGGUCAGUGUUGCUGCGUGACCUGGAGCCUGGCACGGACUAUGAGGUGACCGUGAGCACCUUGCUUGGCCGUAGUGUGGGGUCUGCCACCUCCCUGACUGCCCGAACUGACACUUCUGUUGAGCAGACCCUGCGCCCGGUCAUCCUGGGCCCCACAUCCAUCCUCCUUUCCUGGAACUUGGUCCCUGAGGCCCGUGGCUACCGGCUGGAGUGGCGGCGUGAGACUGGCUUGGAGGUGCCACAGAAGGUGGUGCUACCCCCUGAUGUGACCCGCUACCAGUUGGAUGGGCUGCAGCCCAGCACUGAGUAUCGCCUCACGCUCCACACUCUGCUGGAGGGCCGCGAGGUGGCCACGCCUGCCACUGUGGUCCCCACUGGGCCAGAGCUGCCCGUGGGCCCUGUGACAGACCUACAGGCAACCCAGCUGCCUGGGCAGCGGGUACGAGUGUCCUGGAGCCCAGUUCCCAGUGCCACUGAGUACCGCAUCACUGUGCGCAGCACCCAGGGGGUUGAGCGGACCCUGGUGCUUCCCGGGAGUCAGACAGCCUUCGACUUGGAUGACAUCCGGGCUGGGCUCAGCUACACUGUGCGGGUGUCUGCUCGAGUGGGUACCCGUGAGGGUAGUGCCAGCGUUCUCACUGUCCACCGGGAGCCAGAAACCCCACUUGCCAUCCCAGGGCUGCGGGUCGUGGCAUCAGAUGCAACGAGGGUGAGGGUGGCCUGGGGACCUGUUCCUGGAGCCAGUGGAUUUCGGAUUAGCUGGAGGGCAGACGAUGGUCCAGAGUCAAGCCAGACAUUGCCCCCAGAAUCUACUGCCACAGAUAUCAUGGGGCUGCGGCCUGGAACCUCCUACCAGCUGGCUGUGUCAGCACUGCGAGGGAGAGAGGAGGGCCCCCCUGUGGUCAUCGUGGCUCGAACUGACACACUGGGCCCAGUGAGGACAGUCCAUGUGACUCAGACCAGCAGCUCAUCUGUCACCAUCGCCUGGAACAGGGUUCCUGGUGCCACAGGAUACAGGAUCUCCUGGCACUCAGGCCACGGCCCAGAGAAAUCCCAGUUGGUUUCUGGGGAGGCCACGGUGGCUCAGCUGGAUGGGCUGGAGCCAGAUACUGAGUACACAGUGCACGUGUUGCCCCAUGUGGCUAGUGUGGAUGGGACCCCUGCUUCUGUAGUUGUGAGGACUGACCCUGAGCCUGUGGGCAGUGUGUCGAAGCUGCAGAUCCUCAAUGCUUCCAGUGAUGUUCUGCGGGUCACCUGGGUGGGGGUCACUGGAGCCACAGCCUACAGACUGGCCUGGGGCCGGAGCGAGGGUGGCCCCACAAGACACCAGAUGCUUCCAGGAAACACAGACUCCGCAGAAAUACGUGGCCUCGAAGGGGGAGUCAGCUACUCCGUGCGCGUGACUGCACUUGUAGGGGACCGUGAGGGCGCACCUGUCUCCAUUGUCGUCACCACGCCUCCGGAGGCUCCGCCAGCCCUGGAGACCCUUCGCGUAGUGCAGAGAGGGAAGCACUCGCUCAGCCUGCGCUGGCAGCCGGUGCCCGGAGCACAAGGCUUCCGUCUGCGUUGGCGAGCCGAUGCUGUCCCAGGUGGCCAGGAACAGUCUCGGGUCCUGGGGCCCGAGCUCAGCAGCUACGAGCUGGACGGGCUGGAGCCGGCGACCCCGUACCGCAUGUGGCUGAGCGUCUUGGGGCCGGCUGGAGAAGGGCCCCCCCUGGAAGUGACUGCAUACACUGAGUCACCUCGUGUCCCAAGCACUGAACUGCGUGUGGUGGCCACCUCAGUCGACUCAGUGACUCUGGCCUGGACCCCAGUGUCUGGGGUGUCCAGCUACAUCCUAUCCUGGCGGCCACUCAGAGGCCCUGGCCAAGAAAUGCUUGGGGCCUCACAGACACUUCCGGGGAUCUCGAGCUCCCAGCAGGUGACAGGACUAGAGCCCGGCAUCUCCUACAUUUUCUCCCUGACACCUGUCCGGGAGGGUAUACAGGGUCCUGAGGCUUCUGUCACACAGAACCCAGUGUGUCCCCAUGGCCUGAUGGAUGUGGUGUUCCUGCUGCAUGCCACUCGGGACAAUGCUCAUCGUGCAGAGGCUGUGAAGCGAGCCCUGGAGCAUCUGGUGUUUGCGCUUGGGCCUCUUGGGCCACAGGCGGUCCAGGUUGGCCUCCUGUCCUACAGUCACCGGCCCUCCCCACUGUUCCCGCUGAACAGCUCCCAUGACCCUGGCAUCAUCUUGCAGAAGAUCCGCAACAUCCCCUACAUGGACCCGAGUGGGAACAACCUGGGGAUAGCCGUGGUCACAGCUCACAGACACCUGAUGGCACCAGAUGCUCCCGGACGCCGCCAGCAUGUGCCAGGGGUGAUGGUUCUGCUAGUGGAUGAGCCCUUGAGAGGUGACAUCUUCAACCCUAUCCGCGAGGCCCAGGCUGCUGGGCUCAAAGCCAUGAUGCUGGGCCUGGCGGGAGCCGACCCAGAGCAGCUGCGUCGCUUGGUGCCGGGCAUGGACCCUGUCCAGACUUUCUUCGCCAUGGAUGAUGGUCCAAGCUUGGACCGGGCAGUCAGUAGUCUAGCAACAGCCCUGUGUCAGACAGCUUUGGCCACCCAGCCACAGCCAGAGCCUUGCUUGGUGCAUUGUCCAAAGGGCCAGAAGGGGGAACCUGGAGAGAUGGGCCUGAAGGGACAAGCUGGGCCUCCCGGCCCCCCCGGCCUCCCGGGGAGGAUCGGUGUUCCUGGCCCCCAGGGGCUCCCUGGAAGUACCAUUGCAAAGGGCGAGAGGGGCUUUCCUGGGGCAGAUGGGCCUCCAGGCAGCCCUGGCCGCCCUGGGACUCCUGGAACCCCUGGCCUAAAGGGCUCCCCAGGGUUGCCUGGCCCUCGUGGAGAACCGGGAGAACGAGGGCCUCGAGGCCCGAAGGGGGAGCCGGGAGAGCCUGGACCAGUCAGGGAAGGUGAGGGCCCAGGGCUUCCUGGGCAGAAAGGCGACCUUGGACCUCCGGGCCCCCCUGGAUCUCGUGGCCCAUUGGGGGACCCAGGACCCCGUGGUCCCCCAGGACUUCCUGGAACAGCAGUGAAGGGUGACAAAGGUGAUCGUGGGGAACGGGGCCCCCCUGGACCAGGUGAUGGUGCCACUGCUCCAGGGGAGCCUGGGCUGCCGGGUCUUCCUGGAAGCCCUGGACCCCAAGGCCCAGUUGGCCCCUCUGGAGAGAAAGGAGAAAAGGGUGACUGUGAAGAUGGAGCCCCAGGUCUCCCAGGACAACCUGGGAUGCCCGGUGAGCGGGGCCUACGGGGACCUCCUGGAAACGUUGGCCCCAAAGGUGACCGAGGACUGACAGGGGCUGUGGGUGAGACUGGAAAGAAGGGUGAACGUGGAUCCCCUGGCCCAGUGGGACCCCAGGGGCUGCCCGGAGUUGCUGGACGUCCUGGAGCCGAGGGUCCUGAAGGGCCACCAGGACCCACUGGCCGCCGAGGAGAGAAGGGGGAGCCUGGUCGUCCUGGGGACCCUGCAGGGGGACCUGCUGGUGCCGGACCCAAAGGAGAGAAGGGAGAUGUGGGGCCCCCUGGGCCCAGAGGAGCCCCUGGAGUCAACGGGGAGCAGGGCCUACCCGGUUUGGUUCUUCCUGGAGACCCUGGCCCUAAAGGAGACCCUGGACUCAGGGGUCCCAUUGGCCUCACUGGCAGAGCAGGAUCCCCAGGUGACUCAGGGGCUCCUGGAGAGAAGGGAGACCCUGGGCGGCCUGGCCCCCCAGGACCUGUCGGCCCCCGAGGACGAGACGGUGAAGUUGGAGAGAAAGGUGAUGAGGGCCCCCCGGGUGACCCAGGUUUGCCUGGAAAAGCUGGCGAGCGUGGCCUUCGGGGGGUACCUGGAGCUCGGGGGCCUGUGGGUGAGAAGGGAGACCAGGGAGAUCCUGGAGAAGAUGGACGAAAUGGAAGCCCUGGACCACCUGGACCCAAGGGUGACCGUGGGGAGCCAGGUCCCCCAGGACCCCCUGGACGGCCGGUAGACACAGGACUUGGAGCCAGAGAGAAGGGAGAGCCUGGGGACCGUGGGCAGGAGGGUCCUCGAGGACCCAAGGGUGACCCCGGCCCCCCUGGAGCCUCUGGGGAGAGGGGCCUCGCUGGACUUCGGGGGCCCCCAGGCCCACAGGGGGACCCAGGGGUCCGAGGCCCAGCAGGAGAAAAGGGUGACCGGGGCCCCCCUGGUCUGGAUGGCCGCAGUGGGCUAGAUGGGAAACCAGGAGCUCCUGGCCCCCCUGGGCUGCAAGGUGCUGCAGGCAAAGCUGGGGACCCAGGGAGAGACGGGCUUCCGGGCCUCCGAGGAGAACAGGGCCCCCCUGGCCUCCCUGGCCCCCCUGGAGCACUGGGAAAGCCAGGCGAGGAUGGCAAGCCUGGCCUGAAUGGGAAAAACGGAGAGCCUGGGGACCCUGGAGAAGACGGGAGGAAGGGAGAGAAGGGAGAUUCAGGAGCCCCUGGGAGACAAGGUGACGAUGGCCCCAAGGGUGAGCGUGGAGCUCCUGGUAGCCCUGGACUCCAGGGCCCCCCAGGCCUCCCAGGGCAGAUUGGCCCUUCCAGCCAGGGUUUUCCAGGUGUUCCAGGAAGUGUGGGCCCCAAGGGUGACCGUGGGGAGAGUGGACCCAAAGGGGAACAGGGCCUCCCCGGAGAGCGUGGCCUGAGAGGAGAACCUGGGAGUGUGGCGAAUGUGGAGCGGUUGCUGGAAAAUAUUGGCAUCAAGACGUCUGCCCUGCGGGAGAUUGUGGAGACCUGGGAUGAGAGCUCCGGCAGCUUUCUGCCUGUACCUGAACGGCGUCGCGGCCCCAAGGGGGAGCCAGGCGAACGGGGCCCCCCAGGCAAGGAGGGCCCUAUCGGCUUUUCUGGAGACCGCGGGCCGAAGGGAGAUCAUGGAGACCCCGGCCCUCAGGGGCCACCUGGCCUGGCCCUUGGAGAGAGGGGCCCCCCUGGACCUCCUGGUCUUGCCGGGGAGCCUGGAAAGCCUGGUAUUCCUGGGCUCCCAGGCCCGGCUGGGAGUGUGGGGGAGGCAGGAAGGCCAGGAGAGAGGGGAGAACGGGGAGAGAAAGGAGAACGUGGAGAACAGGGCAGAGAUGGCCCUCCUGGCUUCCCUGGACCCCCCGGCCCUCCUGGCCCCAAGGUGGCCGUGGACGAGACAGGUCCUGGACUGUUUGGAGAACAAGGACCCCCUGGACUCAAGGGAGCUAAGGGGGAGCCAGGCAGUGACGGCGAACGAGGCCCCAAAGGAGACAGGGGUAUGCCAGGCAUCAAGGGAGACCAGGGAGAGCCUGGACAGAGGGGUCGUGAUGGCAGCCCGGGUCUACCAGGAGAGCGCGGUGUGGCUGGGCCUGAAGGGAAGCCGGGUCUGCAAGGUCUGAGGGGGGCCCCUGGCCCAGAGGGUGGCCGUGGAGACCCUGGACCAUCUGGUGCCCCGGGUCUCGCUGGCCCCGCGGGACCCCAGGGACCUUCUGGCCUGAAGGGGGAGCCUGGAGAGACAGGACUACCAGGAAGGGGCCUGCCUGGACCUACUGGAGCUGUGGGACUUCCUGGCCCGCCUGGCCCUUCAGGCCUUGUGGGUCCUCAGGGGGCGCCAGGUUUGCCUGGACAAGUGGGGGAGACAGGGAAGCCGGGAGCCCCAGGUCGUGAUGGUGCCAGUGGAAAAGAUGGAGACAGAGGAGCCCCUGGUGUGCCGGGAUCACCAGGUCUGCCUGGCCCUGUCGGACCUAAAGGAGAGCCUGGACCCAUGGGGACGCCUGGACAGGCUGUGGUUGGGUCCCCUGGAGCAAAGGGAGAGAAGGGAGCCCCUGGAGGCCUUGCUGGAGACCUGGUGGGAGAGCCGGGAGCCAAAGGUGACCGAGGACUGCCAGGGCCACGGGGCGAGAAGGGUGAAGCUGGCCGUGCAGGGGAGCCUGGAGACCCUGGGGAAGAUGGUCAGAAAGGGGCUCCAGGACUCAAGGGUCACAAGGGUGAUCCAGGAGUCGGGGUCCAGGGCCCCCCUGGGCCAGUUGGUCCUCCUGGUCUGAAGGGAGACUUGGGCCCCCCUGGACCCCUUGGUGCUCCUGGUGUUGUCGGGUUCCCUGGUCAGACAGGCCCUCGAGGAGAGAUGGGUCAGCCAGGCCCCAGCGGAGAGCGGGGUCUGGCAGGCCUCCCAGGGAGAGAGGGAGCGCCAGGUCCUUUGGGGCCACCUGGACCACCAGGGUCAGCGGGAGCACCUGGGGCCUCUGGACUCAAAGGAGACAAGGGAAACCCUGGAGUAGGGCUGCCUGGGGCCCGCGGCGAGCGUGGGGAGCCAGGCGUUCGGGGUGAAGAUGGCCGCCCUGGCCAGGAGGGACCCAGAGGACUCACGGGCCCUCCGGGCAGCCGGGGGGAGCGUGGGGAGAAGGGUGAUGCUGGGACCGCAGGACUAAAGGGUGACAAGGGCGACUCAGCCAUGGCUGUGGGGCCUCCGGGGCCACAGGGUGCCAAGGGGGACAUGGGUGAACGAGGGCCUCGGGGCACAGAUGGUGACAAAGGACCUCGGGGAGAUAUUGGGAACCCUGGAGAGAAGGGUGCCAAGGGAGAGCCUGGUGACAAGGGCUCAGCCGGGUUGCUGGGAGUGCGUGGACUCACGGGAUCCAAGGGUGAGCCCGGUGCUGCAGGGAUCCCUGGUGACCCGGGAUCCCCAGGAAAGGAUGGAGCCCCUGGUGUCCGAGGAGACAAAGGAGAUGUUGGCUUCACGGGUCCCCGGGGCCUCAAGGGAGAACGGGGGGUUAAGGGAGCCUGUGGCCUCGACGGAGAGAAGGGAGAUAAGGGAGAAGCUGGUCCCCCUGGGCGCCCUGGGCUGGCAGGACACAAGGGAGAUAUGGGAGAGCCAGGUGUGCCGGGCCUGUCGGGGGCCCCUGGAAAGGAGGGCCUGAUUGGUCCCAAGGGUGACCGAGGCUUUGAUGGGCAACCAGGACCCAAGGGUGACCAGGGUGAGAAAGGGGAGCGGGGGCCCCCAGGAAUUGGGGGCUUCCCAGGUCCCAGGGGCAAUGAUGGCUCUAGUGGUCCACCGGGGUCCCCUGGCAGUGUUGGUCCCAAAGGCCCUGAAGGACUUCAGGGCCAGAAGGGUGAGCGAGGUCCCCCUGGAGAGAGUGUGGUGGGUGCCCCUGGGGCCCCUGGGAUCCCUGGAGAGAGAGGGGAGCAGGGGCGGCCAGGACCCACUGGCCCUCGUGGUGAGAAGGGAGAAGCCGCGCUGACAGAGGAUGACAUUCGGGCCUUUGUGCGUCAGGAGAUGAGUCAGCAUUGUGCCUGCCAGGGCCAGUUUAUCGCAUCUGGAUCACGACCCCUCUCUAGUUAUGCUGCAGACACCGCUGGCCCCCAGCUCCACCGUGUGCCUGUGCUUCGGGUCUCUCAUGCAGAGGAGGAAGGCCGGGUGCCCCCCGAGGACGACGAGUAUGAAUACUCUGAGUAUUCUGUGGAGGAAUACCAGGCCCCUGAGGCUCCUUGGGAUGGCGAUGACUCAGACCCCUGCUUGCUUCCGCUGGACGAGGGCUCUUGUACUGCCUACACCCUGCGCUGGUACCAUCGGGCUGUAGCAGACGGCACAGAGGCCUGUCACCCCUUUGUCUACGGUGGCUGUGGAGGGAAUGCCAACCGUUUUGGGACCCGUGAGGCCUGUGAGCGCCGCUGCCAACCCCGAGUGAUCCAGAGCCAGGGAACAGAUCUUACUGGAGCAGGCCCAGGCCAGGGCUGCGAGGGAGUGGGCUGCCUCCAAUGCUCACAUCCUGACCCACAUUGGCUGCCACUGAGCCUGAGGGAGGGGGUUACAAUGAUGGGGCCACCCUGGAUGGGGAGACCUGGAGAGCAGCAGCAGAGCUGGAGGGUACUGCAUCUGGGCACAGUGCAUCUGGACAUUGCCGUAUGGACAUUGCCGUAUGGGUCACUGGCAUGUGGUGUCAUAUCAUAUCUGAGUGCCUCACAGAGUCACAGUGUUUUUGGACAGCCUGGACAUUGCCAUGUCAGGUUGCUGCCAAGUGAAGUCUUGCCACACCUGGGAGCUCCACAGACUUACAGUAUGUCUGGACAGCUUGGACACUACUGUGGAAGGUCACUACCUCGUGGAGUCUUGCCAUGUCUGGGUGCCCCACAGUCACAGAGCCUCUGGACACCACCACAUGUGGUCACUGUCAUGCCACUUUCAGGAACCUCAACACAGGAGCCCAUUUCUUCAUCUGAAACCAGUCCACCUAAGACCAGACCUGCAGGUCUGCCCUGCCCCCACAGGUCACCACAUAGGGAAGUGCUGGCUGAGGGUCACAUGCAUGUUUUGUGCUCCAUGAGGCAGCACCCACCCCAGAUGGAUGAGGCCAUCGGGGGCAUCUCUAGGCACGGAUGGCUGUACGGGGGAAGUCUGGCUGUGGCAGCCUUGCCUUGUGGGGAGGGGUGUGUGUGUGUGCAUGUGUGACUGUGUCCCUCUGUAUCUGACAGCUGUGAAUGUGUGUGAGGGGCUGGGAGGAACAGGUGCUUGUCCUCCAAACCUGCUCAACACAUAGCCAGGCACUGUCCUAUCCACAUCCCUGCACACCCAGCCUUGGCCCUGGGACACAUACGACUCAGGGGAGAGGGGGCUCAGGCUGCCGGGGCUUCGGCCCAACUCUGCCCCUCCUCACCAAAUGGUGCUGAGCAAAGAUGCUCACAUUUCCAAGCCUCGGUUUCCUCAUCUGUAAAGCAGAGUGAUGCCACCAAGAUUCUUGUGAGCACUGAGUGACAUGGUGUGCAUGAAGGUUCUGGCAUGCAGGAAGGGCUCAAUAAAUGUAGUGA